CCACCACCACGCACUCGCCAACGCCAACGCCAACCCCACGUCUUGGCUCGCCGCCGGCGAAAGAAGCAGCAGCAAUGCCGGCCCUGGAGGAGGAGCCGCGGCCGCAGCCGCACUUCCUCGUGGUCACGUACCCGGCGCAGGGCCACAUCAACCCGGCGCGCCACCUCGCGCAGCGCCUCGCGCGCGCCACGGGGGCGCGCGUCACCUUCUCCACCGCCGUCUCCGCCUGCCGCAAGAUGUUCGGCGCCGGUGCGGCGGAGGCCGGUCAGGAGUUCGUCGACGGCGCCGGCGUCUGCCACGUGCCUUACUCGGACGGCUACGACGACGGGUUCGACCAGAGGGUGCACGACAGCGCCACGUACAUGGCGCGGACCAGGGUCGUCGGCGCGCGCACGCUCGCCGCCGUCGUCCGGGGGUUCCGCGCCGCCGGCCGCCCCGUCACCCGCAUCGUCUACACGAUGCUGCUCACGUGGGUCGCCGACGUCGCCCGCGACAACGGCGUGCCCGCCGCGCUCUACUGGAUCCAGCCGGCCGCUGCGCUCGCUGCCUACUUGCACUACUUCCGCGGCACCGACGGCGUCGACAAGGCCAUCGCCGCCGCCGCGGUGGCGGGCGACCCGUUGGCGUCCGUGCUCGUCCCGGGGCUCCCGCCGCUCCGGCUCCUCGACCUCCCGUCGUUCCUCACCGUCUCCUCCGACGACCCCUUCGCCUUCGUGCUCGACACGUUCCGCAGCGUCGUCGACGUGCUCAACCGCGACGACGACAGCCCCACCGUGCUGGCCAACACGUCCGACGCCAUGGAGCCCGAGGCGGUGGCGUCGCUGCGGCAGCACGGCGUCGACAUCGUCCCCGUCGGGCCGGUGCUCUCUUUCCUCGAUGCCGCCGGCGCCGGCGUCGCCAAGAACGGCACCGCAGCGUCGUGCAACGACCUGUUCAAGCAGGACGACACGGGAUACCUCGAGUGGCUCGACGCGCAGCCGGCUGGCUCGGUGGUGUACAUCUCCUUCGGGAGCAUGUCGACGAUGAGCCGGCGGCAGAUCGCCGAGGUGUCUCGCGGCAUGGCGGAGUGCGGCCGGCGGUUCCUGUGGGUGUUGAGGAAGGACAGCCGCGGCGAGGACGACGACGACGACGUUGCCGCCGCCGCCGGCGAGCGCGGCGUGGUGGUGGAGUGGUGCGACCAGGUGAAGGUGCUGUCCCACCCGGCGGUGGGGUGCUUCGUCACCCACUGCGGCUGGAACUCGACGCUGGAGGCCGUGGCCUGCGGCGUGCCGGCGGUGUGCGUGCCGCAGUGGUCGGACCAGACCACCUGCGCCUGGCUCGUCGAGCAGCUCGGCGCCGGCGUCAGGGCCACCGUGAGCGGGGAGUACGACGGGGUGCCGGCGGCCGGCGAGCUGGUGAGGUGCAUCGACGUCGCCACGUCGGAGGCGGUGCGCGCCAAGGCGGCGGCGUGGAAGGAGAAGGCGCGGGCGGCGGCGGCCGUGGGCGGCUCGUCGGAGAAGAGCCUAAGGGAGUUCGUCGGGAAGGCUCGGGCCAACUAGAUGAAAUUAUUAUAAAUUCAUAAUGAAUUUAUUUGAAAUGUUGCUCAAACUAAUGUAAACUGGUAUUGCAUCGGUUUCACAUUAUACGUGAAUCCAAGUAUGAAUUUAGGUAGUAGGAUAAAACUUAUGUGGGAGGAGUAGAUGAAUUUCCUACAUGUUUAUGCAAAUAUAUGCUUAUGGCAUAUUUGUAUCA
Oryza brachyantha (malo sina) is the source of this 1731-nucleotide messenger RNA. RefSeq names its product UDP-glycosyltransferase 75C1-like. Gene Ontology annotation, molecular function: UDP-glycosyltransferase activity. The transcript has a single exon. NCBI's taxonomy places the organism in Eukaryota, Viridiplantae, Streptophyta, Magnoliopsida, Poales, Poaceae. The record is from RefSeq and is a predicted model, not a curated record. The coding region runs from base 75 to 1538 and encodes 487 amino acids.